Messenger RNA from Siniperca chuatsi (mandarin fish), 4227 nucleotides. Its product is annotated as protein bicaudal D homolog 2-like. Gene Ontology annotation, molecular function: cytoskeletal adaptor activity; dynactin binding; dynein complex binding. Gene Ontology annotation, cellular component: cytosol; Golgi apparatus. NCBI's taxonomy places the organism in Eukaryota, Metazoa, Chordata, Actinopteri, Centrarchiformes, Sinipercidae. The coding region runs from base 494 to 2944 and encodes 816 amino acids. The record is from RefSeq and is a predicted model, not a curated record. Gene Ontology annotation, biological process: protein localization to organelle; microtubule anchoring at microtubule organizing center; regulation of microtubule cytoskeleton organization. The transcript has 8 exons.
AUCUUGUGGGUAUAGUUGUAAUUUCAUGAUGAAGUCUCUAGGCGGCAGUGCUGUAUUGACCAUUUCAGUAAGUUAACGGCUCCCGUCCAAGCCCACGCAAUGCAUUCUGGUACUUGAGGUCAAGAUGGCAGUUGAAGUACGUUGUCGUUAGGGUACUGGCAUUACACUAAAAACUACAUUUCCCUUCCCAGUCACACACGUUUGAAUGUUGUUCAGGGGUAGCUUUUUCCAAUCGAUGAUCUCAACUGAAGUUUCCUCUGUCAGCUUCAUGCUGAGGCUGAAGAAACUCCUCGAGAAUGACAAAAGUAUCGUCUAGGCUGAGCUUCGUCAAAGUCUGCUGCGGAAAAAGGCAAAGGGAACUAAACGGCAUUUAAGUCCCAACAAUGCGGUUCAAACAAAGAAGGCAGUGAUUUGUGGUCUUGGUGGUUUUCUGUGCUGCUCCUGCCAGCCAGGGCUGUGUCUCAUUAUAGUUGUGAGUCGGCGGCUCACCAAGAUGUCUAUGGAGGAGCAGGAAUAUCCUGAAGCGGUGCUGGUGACAGAGGCCGGGCCGCAGUGGCUUCGAGUCGAGGUCGAGCGUCUCACCCGCGAGCUCCGUGAUACGACCCAUGAGAAGAUCCAGGCGGCUGAGUAUGGGCUGGCGGUGCUGGAGGAGAAACAGCAGCUCAAGCAGCGAUUUGAUGAGCUGGAGACAGAAUACGAGACGGUCCGACAUGAGCUGGAUCAGCUGAAGGAGGCCUUUGGACAAGCUUACUCAGCCCACAAGAAGGUGGCAGCAGAUGGGGAAAGCAGGGAAGAGUCACUGAUCCUGGAGUCUGCCAGUAAGGAGGCUCUCUACCAGGAGAAGGUCCUAGAGUUGCAGAAUGAGCUCCGACAGGCCAAAGCCUCCCUCACCAGUGUACAAGCUGAAAACGAACGGCUGUCGUCCAUUGCCCUGGAGAUGAGAGAGAAUUCAGAGCUAGCAGAUCUGCAGCGCGGUCAGCUGCGCGAUGACAUCAGAGAGUACAAGGUGCGCGAGGCUCGUCUGCUGCAGGACUACAGCGAGCUGGAGGAGGAGAACAUCUCUCUUCAGAAACAAGUGUCUGUGCUGAGACAGAACCAGGUGGAAUUUGAAGGUCUAAAGCAUGAGAUCCGCCGUCUGGAGGAGGACUCCCAGUGCCUACACAGCCAGCUGGAGGAAGUCAUGCGUCUGAGAGAAAUUGCAGAGCGACAGCUGACGGAGGCCUUAGAAACGAUUAAAACAGAGCGUGAGCAGAAGGCCACCUUGCGCAAGGAGCUCUCCCACUAUAUGACCAUUGGCGGCUCUGUGUACAACAGCUCGUUCAAUAUCUCCAUCGACAACCUAAAACUCCACGAGGAUCCCUCUACCUUUACCGAGGCUGACAAUGAUGAUCUCAUCAGAGGCUUUGAAAACGGCUUGGCCAAGACAGGUGAAGGUGACAACAGAGCUGCUGUGAACAAGAGAGGGGAGGCUUUCAAGCCGGCUCCUAGCCUGGUGGACGACCUGCUGAGUGAGCUCAACAUCUCUGAGAUCCAGAAACUUAAACAACAGCUUGUACAGGUGGAGCGGGAGAAAGCGGCCCUGAUCAACACUCUCCAGGAGAACCAGAAGCACCUGGAACAGGUCUAUGGGACUGUGUCUGAGCAAAAGGAAACUGUCAACAGGCUGACUGAAAACCUCAGUGCAAUGAGGAAACUUCAGGCUAGUAAGGAGCGCCAGUCUGCACUUGACAGUGAAAAAGACAGGGACAGCCAUGAUGAUGGAGACUACUAUGAGCUGGACAUCAACGGACCUGAGAUUCUGCAGUGUAAAUACACUGUGGCUGUGUCUGAAGCUGGGGAGUUGAGGCAGGAGCUGAAGACUCUGAAGACAAAGUACGAGGAGUGUCAAACCCAGUACGAAGACGAGCGAGCGCGGCUGGAGAGCGACGUCCAGGAGUUGAGGUCACGGUUGGCGUCCCUGGAGAAAAUUAGCCAAGCAGAUAAAGCAGACGUGGCUCGUCUAGAGAAGGAGCUCUGUCUGGUCAGCGAGGCUGCAGGAGAAUCACUUGGCAGCCUUAAUGUGGCCCAGGAUGAGCUCAUAGCUUUCAGUGAAGAGCUGGCCAAUCUUUACAACCAUGUGUGUAUGUGCAACAAUGAGACCCCUAACCGUGUCAUGCUGGACUACUACAAGGAAGGCAAGGCCAUAGUAAGAAGGGGGCAAGAAGGGAAGGAGCACCAGUCUUCCGUGCUUCUCACUAAUGGGCUGAUCACUGAGACUGAACCUGGAAAGUCAGACUCCAGCAGCACCACAGUUACCCCAGCCCCAGAGCACCGGCCAGAACCCAUGAACAUCUAUAACCUCGUAGCCAUCAUCAGGGAUCAGAUCUGCCACCUGCAGCAGGCAGUGGACCGCACCACAGAGCUGUCACGUCAGAGACUUGCCAAUCUGGAACUGAGCACAGUGGCAGACAAGGACAAAGAGGCUUGCAUGGAAGAGAUCCUCAAACUGAAGUCCCUGCUUAGUACCAAAAGGGAACAGAUCGCCACUCUCAGAGCUGUGCUCAAGGCCAACAAACAGACAGCUGAGGUUGCUCUGGCCAACCUGAAGAGUAAGUAUGAAAGUGAGAAGGCCAUGGUGACUGAGACAAUAAUGAAGCUCCGCAAUGAACUCAAGGCUCUGAAAGAGGACGCUGCUACGUUCUCCUCUCUUCGAGCCAUGUUUGCUACAAGGUGUGAUGAGUAUGUGACUCAGCUGGAUGACAUGCAGAGGCAGCUGUCUGCUGCUGAGGAUGAGAAAAAGACCCUGAAUUCUCUGUUACGUAUGGCCAUCCAGCAGAAACUGGCGUUAACUCAGCGCCUGGAGGACUUGGAGUUUGACCAUGAGCAGGCGCGCCGCAGCAGUGCCACAGCAGUGGGAGGCAAGGGCAAAACAAAGGGCAAGGGAGCCUCUUCCAACCAUCAUUAAAUCUAUCAUGCCAAGUGUCCUUAAGGAGGUCCGUCAGAGUCUGUCUGUGACAGUUGGCAAUCACCUGUGCUCUUGGUUCCUUCACUCUCUAAUCAUGGUCCAAAUCAUGUCAUCGGUAAUGCAAGAACAAAUCCAACAGUAUUUGCCAAGGGCCUUGUUAUAGAGCGCCAAAACAAGAAUGUACAGUUCUGUCGAACUGCAGAAAGAAUGACUCAUUGCAUCAGCUGCCCACUGCGGUCCCUCAGUCUUCCAACACUAUGCAGUGCUAUUAUUACUGAACCAGAGGAGGAAUCAAGAUGGGUGUUUUUCUGAUUACUCAUUGCCUGUGUUACCCUGACUGAGCACUUUUUGUUUUACUUAUUUGCUCUGAGGUGAUUCCUCUUUCUUUCUAAAAUCAUACUAAUUGUUUCAAGUAUUAUACAAUGUUUUUACUGGAUGUGCAUGUUUAUCUGCCAGAUUCUUGGCGACAUUUUCAAGUCACCAUAUUUUUAUCCCUAUUUAUUUCAUAGCAACAAAACCAGGUAUUAUGUGGUAAUUGUUUUAAAACCAGAACUUUCAAUUCACUAGUUGAAAUCAAACAAAAGAGACUUUUCUGCCUGAGUUGUUUUCCUUUUGGCCUUAGAUUUAUGGGUGCCUUUCUGACAGCCCAUAGAAACAAGCUCUCAAGGUUAUCAAGAUUUUUGAUAACCAUUUCUCCUGUUUAUUUUCACUAUAUGAUCCUGCAAAUAAGGAGCUUCAAAUUCAGGGUCUUAACUAGAUUUUGUAUAAUUGGGCUCCUCCUUGCUGUUACAAAUUCAAGUAUGCUUGUUAUGACUAAGGAAGAAUAUUAAUGCAAAGCUUAUUUAAAGAUUUCUAAGUUAAAGUCAGAUGUUAAUAGUAUUCAUAAACUUUAUUCAUGAAGGAGAGUUUUUUUUAUUGUAGUUAUUGUAAUUGUUUUUAAACAACUUUUUGUAAACCUUUUUGAGUCCUAAAAUUCAUUGUCUGCAAACAAUAAGUCUGCGGUGCCAUUUUGUGUUUUGUUUGUACAAGUGCAAUUUGCAAACAUGGCAAGAAAAAAAACUAAAUGUUUAUGCUAUGUAAAAAUAUUUUACACAUUGUUGCUCACAUACUUGGUCCUAAUUGAUUUUAUAUGUUUUUACUAUAACUGCAAAUGUAUUUAUUUGACAAUGUUCAAACUACAGGCUGUGGAGUGGAGUGGAGGUGGCUGGUCAGAAUAUUGAUAAGACUGAACUUCUAUGCUAACAGUUAUUGCUGGUGAAGAAAUAAAUCUAACUUUCACAAUA